AUGCCAGAAAGUCUAAACCAUAUUGAUAAAAAUGCCUCAAAAGAAGAAAAAUAUAAACAAAUAAUAAUUGAAAUAAAAAAUUUAAUUCAACAUGAAAAAGAUUUAAUUGCAAAUCUUGCUAAUAUUACUGCAGUUCUUAAAGAAAUAUUUUCAUUUUGGUGGGUUGGCUUUUAUUUAGUUAAAAAUAAUCAAUUGGUACUUGGUCCAUUUCAAGGUCCAUUAGCUUGUACAAGAAUUCAAUUAAAUAAAGGUGUUUGUGGUACAAGUUGGGGACAACGUAAAACAAUUGUUGUAAAAAAUGUUCAUCAAUUUCCUGGUCAUAUUGCUUGUUCAUCGGCUUCAUUAUCUGAAAUUGUCGUGCCUAUUAUUCGAGUAUCAUCAAAUGAGGAACAAGCACAAGUAUUAGGAGUAUUGGAUAUUGAUAGUGAAUACGAAGCUCAUUUCGAUGAUAUCGAUCAAUAUUAUCUUGAAGAACUCAUGCGAGAAUGUAUUGAACCAUGCUUUACAGAUCCAGCUGUACCACCCAUUGAUUCUAAUUCUUAUAUAUAUCCAUCACGACCAUCAUAUGAUUAUUAUGGAUAUCGACAAGCACAAUCUCAAGAAAAACAAGUACAAACACCUUCACCUUAUUUAAAUAAACGAAAUCCAGAUAGCAAUAUGUAUCCAAAUUCUCAACAAUCAUAUUCUUCAAUUGCAUCAUCAUAUGGAAAUAAUCCAACAAGACCAUCGGCUAAUCAAUGUAAAUUACAUAUUAAUUGUCCAAAUGCAAGAAAUCGAGUUACACUUGAUAUUCAAGGACCAGCUGGACCCCCUGGUCCACCGGGCAAACAAGGCAUGCAAGGUCCAAGUGGUCCACCAGGUUUACCAGGACCACCAGGACGUGAUGGUUAUUCAAAUAUAAAAUCUGCUUUUUUCGUUGCAUUAAAUAAUACAUAUUUUCUACAAACAGAUUCAUCUAUAGUCAUUUGGGAUGAUAUAUUAUUAAAUAAGAAUAAUAAUCUUAAUAAUAAUACGGGUAUUUAUUAUGCACCAAUAAAUGGUUUAUACGAAUUUAGUUUAACUGUUUGUGUACCAGCUAAUCAUAUUGCAUCUGUAUCUUUAUGUAAAAAUGCAGAAAAUGUUGUACCAUUAUGGGUUGAAGGCUUUUUAACAGCUGUUAAAAAUCAAAAAGUACCAGUUUGGAAUACAGCAUCAACAACAAUUGUUUUAUUUUUAAAUAAAGGUGAUCGAGUUUAUAUUCGAGCUCAAUCACGUGAAGAUGGAGAUUAUAAUUUUAAAACAUCAUUAUAUGGUUGGCGUUAUACAACAUUUGGUGGAUUUUUAAUUCAUGAAGACAAUUAA
This is a messenger RNA of Rotaria sp. Silwood1, 1341 nucleotides long. NCBI's taxonomy places the organism in Eukaryota, Metazoa, Rotifera, Eurotatoria, Philodinida, Philodinidae. The record is from the annotation of a GenBank genome assembly.